AUGUCAUCGUCCGAAGAAGAAAGUGAUCAAUUAACGGAUUUGGAAGCAAUUCGUGAUCGAAUGCUAAGUCAACCACGGAGUGAACAUAUGCAAGUUAGUGCUUGGGAAGAUGACGAUGAUGGGGUAGAAGCUGAACGUAAUGCGAAAGAACCCGAUGCAAAAGAAAUUCUUAGCGCAGCAGAGAAUGGCGAAUUGAAUAGAGUGAUGAGAUCAUUAACGAAAAACCCUCGUUUGUUAGAAUGUAUGGACAAGGAUGGUUACACUCCAUUGCAUAGAGCAUGUUAUGGUAAUCAUGUGGAAAUUGUUGAGUAUUUACUUCAAGCAGGUGCAAAGAUAGAUGCUAAAACCAUGGACGAAUGGCAACCAUUGCAUUCUGCAUGUUGCUGGAACAAUGUUGAAUGUGCAGCGGUAUUAAUUGCAAAUGGAGCAGAUAUAAAUGCCAAGAGUAAAGGAGACCAGACACCUUUGCAUUUAGUAUCUGCAAGUUCUCAUAAUUCUCCCACUUUGCAACUUCUUUUGUUGCAUCCAGAUACAAAUCCGAGAUUGAUAAAUUCAAGUGGUGAUACAGCAGAACAGAUUGCUAAAAGAACAGGAAAGUAUUACCCGAUGUUUGAGAUUAUUGAAGACUGCUUGAAUAUUAUUUGA
Molecule: messenger RNA, 645 nt
Organism: Heterotrigona itama
Lineage: Eukaryota; Metazoa; Arthropoda; Insecta; Hymenoptera; Apidae
Source: the annotation of a GenBank genome assembly